UGACCUUCAAAUUAGAACGCCAGCCAUCCAACAUGUUAAGUAAAACAGAUUCCUCCUUAGACACAAAAAAAUAAUGCAAAUUUCUGUUUUUUCUCGCUCUUAAACCCAUCUCCUUUCUUACAACAUGCACCCCACGUUCUAUUAAACCCUUGACUCAAAAAUAAGGAAAAAUUCCAUGAGACAAUCACCUCCACACUUUCUGUCAAAUUCUUCACACACAAUCUCCUAAAAAAAUAUUGGGUUUUCAUUGCAAACUCUAGCUUCUCCUCUGAAUUUUCCUCUUCUCUCUCAGGAAACGACCCAGAAAAUUAAAAAAAGAAAAAGUUAUUCUUUCUUCCUUCCUCCCUUCCUUCUCCUACUAUCUUCCAAACAGGUCUCCGAAACCACAUGUUCUGUUCUUCCUAAUUCAGCGUCGUCGUCCCUUGAAGUGUCUUCCUUGGUGAAGAUUUUAAGAAAAUGGGUCGUUCAGAAGAGCAGGAAACUUACAGGUCCAAGCUCUUCAAUUUCAAAGGUAUGUUUGACCUCCCUGGGAGGCAUGCAAAGAGUCUAAGUGUUGAGAGUGCUAGCAUUUUGGAGACUACAGACGAAGCAUCAUCUAGAAGUCAAGGAUCAAAAUCUUCAAAUGAUAGUUCAGAUAACCAAAUUAGGAAUGCAUUAGAUAGGGUUCACAGAUCACAAAAAGCCAGAGAUGAACAAGCAAUCAAAGAAGUCAGAGAAAAGCUUCUUCAAGAAAUGGAACAGAUGAAGGAGAGAUUUGCAAAACUACUAUUAGGUGAGGAUAUGUCUGGUGGAGGAAAGGGUGUUUCUUCUGCUUUGGCCUUGUCAAACGCAUUCACAAACCUUGCAGCUUCCAUUUUCGGUGAACAAAAACGCCUAGAGCCAAUGCCAGCAGAAAGAAAAGCAAAAUGGAGAAAGGAAAUCGAUUGGCUUCUAUCAGUUACUGAUUACAUUGUUGAGAUGGUUCCUUCACAACAAAAAUCCAAGGAUGGUUCAAACAUGGAGAUCAUGACAACACGACAGCGGACAGAUCUCCACAUGAAUAUCCCUGCCUUGCGCAAGCUAGAUGCAAUGCUUAUUGAUUGCCUAGACAACUUCAAAGAACAACAGGAGUUCUAUUAUGUAUCAAGAGAUGCUGACAAUGGGGAUAGGUCAAAAAAUGAUGAUAAGUGGUGGUUACCUUCAGUUAAGGUUCCACCAGAGGGUUUAUCUGACGGUGCAAGAAAAUUUCUGCAGUAUCAGAAAGAUUGUGUGAAUCAAGUACUCAAAGCCGCAAUGGCCAUAAAUGCUCAAGUUCUAUCAGAAAUGGAGAUUCCUGAAAGUUAUAUCGAAUCCCUACCAAAGAAUGGGAGAGCAAGUCUAGGGGACUCAAUCUACCGGAGCAUCACUGAUGAAUUUUUUGAUCCUGACCAAUUCCUAAUGGGAAUUGACUUAUCAUCAGAACACAAGAUUCUAGAUCUCAAGAACAGAAUGGAGGCAUCUAUAGUGAUUUGGAAGAGGAAGAUGAUCCAGAAAGAUAGCAAAUCAUCUUGGAGUUCAGCUGUGAGUCUAGAAAAAAGAGAACUUUUUGAAGAGAGAGCAGAAACUAUCUUACUUCUCCUAAAGCAUCGUUUCCCCGGGAUCCCUCAGUCUGCAUUAGACAUAAGUAAAAUCCAAUACAAUGGGGAUGUAGGGCAAGCUGUUCUAGAAAGCUAUUCAAGAAUUCUGGAAAGUUUGGCAUUUACAGUACUAUCAAGAAUAGAAGAUGUACUCCAUGCAGAUCAGCAAACUCAAGUUCCAUCACAAUCAGGAAGAAGAAGCGUUAGCAGAAAUUCACCGCUAGUUGCAAAAUCAGAUAAGUUUGGAACUCCUAAAGAAGAGACAGAAAAGAGUGGUACAGAAACACCUGGUUCAAUGACACUAUUAGAUUUUAUGGGAUGGGAAGCUGAUCAAGGUGACUCCGAGAUGAAGAAGGAGUCACAGGUUUCUGAAGACUUCAUCAAGGACCUUGAUGCAAAGAAUCAAAAGCUUCCCAACAUAGCCACCAAGAAAGUGUCCUACCUUGAGAAUUUGGGAGGUGUGAGAAGUCCAACGUCUCGCCACUAACGAUUAGGGGAAGAGAGAGAACGAAAAUUUGGAAAUUUAUAAUAGACGAACAGUUGCCUGAGAGAGGAGAAGAAGAUGACAGGGAAAAACAAGUAUGGGAUGUGACGAAGACUUGAUUAUUCCUUGUUAAUUUUUUUGUACAUAGGAUUGAACAAGCAAAGUCGUCGGGUCUGAGGCAUUGUCAGCUAUGAUAUCCUCUUACAUAAGAAGGAUUUGUAGUCUGGUAGCUACGAAAUUGUGAUUUCUGAUGAUUUCACAAAGUCCUUCUUUUUUUUUUUUUUUUAAAUCCCUUUCUGUCCUGUAUUAUGUUAGAAUACUUCAGCUAAAGACAUUAUAUAGGCCAAGCUGUCUAACACACAACUUUGACAAAACUAGAUAUACAAGGGGUUUGAAAAGAAAAGGUUGCAUUGUUCAUUCAUUAAUUGUGAAUAAUGUAGAUUUUAUAUUUU
Molecule: messenger RNA, 2531 nt
Organism: Prosopis cineraria
Lineage: Eukaryota; Viridiplantae; Streptophyta; Magnoliopsida; Fabales; Fabaceae
Product: rop guanine nucleotide exchange factor 12
Exons: 7
Coding region: 457-2082 (541 amino acids)
Molecular function (GO): guanyl-nucleotide exchange factor activity
Source: RefSeq, a predicted model, not a curated record